GACCGCCCGAUUCCCGUUCCCGCAUCACCUUCCUCCACCACCGCCUCCCACAUUCUUCGCAUCCCCUUACUUUUUUGUCCUUCUAUCGUCGUCGAUCCGGGCUCCUGUUUUGCCCGCACCCGCACGCAGGCUGGUUGCCAAGAAAGACAGGGCGAGUGCGCGGCGCCCAGCUCCGACCGUGCUUCAUAGCUCAUCUGGCCGGGGACGGGGAUAUUCGCGUUGCUCGCUUGCCCGGCGGGUAGCUGUAGCCUGUAGGCGAGAAUCGGGAACGGGGGUGUUUACAGGCCAUGAAGUAUAACACGAGGAAAGACGCGAGCGGUGGCGGUGGCGGCGCGCCGUUUGCCAUCCCAUGCGUCGACAUCAAGUCGUUCGUGGCCUCGCUCGCCUUCCUCACGCUGUUCGUCGUGUUCUGGCAGCUCCAGCCCUACGGCUCCGUGCUCACCGCGGCUCGCACCUCCGCCUCGCCCCCUUGCACCCUCCUCCCCACAACCGCUGCCAUCGACCUCGCCUCUCCUGAUACCACCAGCAGCACUGCCGCAAAGACGGACCAACCGGCGGCGGCGGCGGCUGUUUCAGCUACUGCCGCCGGCGCAAAUGCUGCCCCGGUGUGGUUGGCAAAGGCAGCGAGGCCGGCGCGGCCGGAAGAUCCGAACAAGCGCGUGUUCCGGCCGUACGGUAGCGCGGCGGCGCUGUUCGUGCAGAUGGGCGCGUACCGGGGCGGGCCGCGGACGUUCGCCAUCGUGGGGCUGGCGUCCAAGCCCACCCACGUGUUCGGCACCCCCUACUUCAAGUGCGAGUGGCUGCCCAACCCCACCGCCGGCGACCCCUCGCCGCGCCCCGUCCGGACCAAGGCGUACAAGAUGCUCCCGGACUGGGGCUACGGCCGCGUCUACACCGUGGUCGUCGUCAACUGCACGUUCCCCUCCAACCCCAACGCCAGGAACGCCGGCGGCAAGCUGCUCGUCCACGCCUACUACUCCACCGCCUCCCGCCGGCACGAGCGCUUCGUCGCGCUGGAGGAGGCGCCGGGCUCCUACGACGAGUCCCGCUUCAGCCCGCCGUUCCAGUACGACUACCUCUACUGCGGCUCGUCGCUAUACGGCAACCUCAGCGCCAGCCGAGUGCGCGAGUGGGUGGCAUACCACGCGCGCUUCUUGGGGCCCAGGUCGCACUUCGUACUCCAUGACGCCGGCGGCAUCAGCCCGGAGGUGAAGGCGGUGCUGGAUCCGUGGGUCAGGGCCGGCCGGGUCACCGUGCAGGACAUCCGGGCGCAGGCGGAGUACGACGGAUACUACUACAACCAGUUCUUGGUGGUGAACGACUGCUUGCACCGGUACCGGCACGCCGCCAAUUGGACCUUCUUCUUCGACGUCGACGAGUACCUUUACCUGCCCAACGGGCAGAAGCUCGCCGAAGUGAUCGGCCAGCUCUCGGGUUACUCUCAGUUCACCAUUGAGCAGAAUCCCAUGUCCAGCAAGCUCUGCCUGCAGGAUCCGAGCAGGAAUUACUCAAGAGAAUGGGGAUUUGAGAAACUCGUCUUCCGGAACUCGAUCACCAAAGUUCGCCGGGAUCGCAAGUACGUCAUCCAGGGCCGGAACGUGUACUCAGCCGGUGUGCACAUGUCGCAGAACCUCUACGGGAGGACGACCCACAAGACGGAGGGCCUGAUCAGAUACUACCACUACCACGACUCCAUCAACGUCAUGGGAGAGCCUUGCCGUGAGUUCGUGCCAAUGCCAGCGAACGGCAGCAAGACGAUGUUCGAAGGGGUUCCCUAUGUAUACGACGAUAACAUGAAGCGAUUGGCUGGCGAGAUCAAACGGUUUGAGAAGGUAACCCUUGGAUCAGCUCGGACAUAGUAGCAGCUUGGCAACUGAAGGCUGGUGGUACAGAUAGAUUUGAUAUUCUUUGAGUGCCUGGCUCAUGUCAUGUGUACCAUGGAGCUCACUCUUCUACAGUUCUACUGAUACUGAUUGGUCGGCACUGCAUCUGGCUGGCGAUGGACCUCUUACGGUGGUCCAAAUGGAAAUGGUGUAAAGUUUUGGUCUUUAUUGGCAUGAUCUCUCUACAGGGUCACUGCUAGCUGUUGGUGCAAUCUGUCCUCUUUUACCUUUUUCUCCUGUAUCCUCUAUCCAUGUCUGUUUAUCGAUCUGUGUAGACUGUAGACUCAUGAAGCUGGCUUUUUACUAGUAUUUUAUU
Messenger RNA from Zea mays, 2199 nucleotides. RefSeq lists its product as uncharacterized. Gene Ontology annotation, cellular component: cytoplasm. Gene Ontology annotation, molecular function: glycosyltransferase activity. Lineage: Eukaryota; Viridiplantae; Streptophyta; Magnoliopsida; Poales; Poaceae. The transcript has 2 exons. The record is from RefSeq and is marked validated. The coding region runs from base 288 to 1859 and encodes 523 amino acids.